Messenger RNA from Phoenix dactylifera (date palm), 687 nucleotides. NCBI's taxonomy places the organism in Eukaryota, Viridiplantae, Streptophyta, Magnoliopsida, Arecales, Arecaceae. The record is from RefSeq and is a predicted model, not a curated record.
CCAAAUGACCGAUCGUCGGCCGCAAGAAAAAGAUGUUCUUCUUCUUCGUGGGAGGGUUGGAGCAGGAGGCGGGGCGGGUGCUCAAGGAGAGAGCUGGCCGCUGCAUCCGGUGCGGCUUCUACGCCGACUUGGUGGAGUACGAGAAGGUGCUCAACCUCUUCUUCGUCCCCGUCUGGCGCUGGCCUGGUAAGGAGCCCGCCUUCUACUGCCGCGAUUGCUCCUUCCUCUUCCCCAGAUCCCUCCCUCCCGGUCCCUCCUCCGCCGCCGAUGAUGGCCGAGGGGGCUUCCUCGAUGAGGGCGCGCGGCGGCCGUCCGUCGCCGAUGCUCUCCGGUGCUACUCCUGCGAUCGCGUCGUCGAGCCGCACUUCCGCUUCUGCCCCUUCUGUGGGGCCGCCCUCUGAGGGAGGCGUCUCCGGCUGGGGUUUUGGGUCUGAGGGUGGAGGAAAGGUGGAACUUUUGGCUAGCUUUGCAAGAGCUAUGGCUUGCUAGGGUUAGGGUUCCUACUCCCUUUUCUUUUCGUUUCGUUUUCUUUGAUGUGGCUGCUUCAUAUGUCAAAUGAAGUUGCAGUAUAUACAGAGGUCGACGGUGUUAAUAGAAAAAAUCUUUUUUUUUUCUUGUAAUACAAUUUAAGCUACAGUUUUUUGUAAAGAAAAUAAAAUUCCUCCAGUUUUCCUUUCCCUGACUCAA